Neolamprologus brichardi is the source of this 663-nucleotide messenger RNA. The record is from RefSeq and is a predicted model, not a curated record. NCBI's taxonomy places the organism in Eukaryota, Metazoa, Chordata, Actinopteri, Cichliformes, Cichlidae.
AUGCUAGUGGAGGCAGACAAUGCAGAGGUCCGAGGCCUGACCAGCCCUCAGAGGGACAGGGGUCGCCUCACUGCGACAACAGCCCCUGUCUCCCUCCCUUCUUUUCUUUUUGUGAGCUGCCACAGGAUGGGCUCAGGGAGGACGGUGAAGUUUGCCCUGUGCGAGGUGCUGCAGUUUGCAGGCCUGUGCGUGCCACUCUUCAUCGUCAUGCAGAGGUUUGCUGUCAUCGUUGCAAAGGUCAAAACAUCAGCACAACCCCCCGGAGACGGCAGCACUGCCUACUGGUUGAUCGUGGCCUCCUCUAUUGCCUAUGUGACCUCCACUGCCCUGCUGGUCUGGGUACCCCUGAAGUAUAUGGUCUUCAUGAAGAAGAAAUUUCUCAUAGGGAGGAAGAAGUGGAGGCCAGUGACCCUUGUUUAUGUGAUCCUAUCCACAUUACCCUGCUUUGCCUUUCUCAUUGCCAGCUCUGAGGUUCAGAUAAAUAACAACCUGAAACACGAUACAUUCCCUGAGCUCCCCGUGUCACUAGUCCUCUUCUCGCUCAUCUGCAUUGACGUUGUGGAGAGGAUACGACACUGCAGGCUGACCGGCCAGGUUGUAGUGGUGUCGGGGUUAGCACCAUUGCCUCACAACAAAAUGGGUUUGAAGCCACUGGCCACCUAG